AUGGCUCUUCGCUAUCCCAUGGCUGUGGGCCUCAACAGGGGCCACAAGGUAACCAAGAAUGUGAGCAAGCCCAGGCACAGCCGCCCCCGCGGGUGUCUGACCAAACACACCAAGUUUGUGCGGGACAUGAUCCGGGAGGUGUGUGGCUUUGCCCCGUACGAGUGGCAUGCCAUGGAGUUACUGAAGGUCUCCAAGGACAAAUGGGCCCUCAAAUUUGUCAAGAAAAGGGUGGGGACACACAUCUGCACCAAGAGGAAGCGGGAGGAGCUGAGCAAUGCCCUGGCUGCCAUGAGAACAGCCGCUACCAAGAAAGAGUGA
Molecule: messenger RNA, 318 nt
Organism: Saimiri boliviensis boliviensis (Bolivian squirrel monkey)
Lineage: Eukaryota; Metazoa; Chordata; Mammalia; Primates; Cebidae
Source: RefSeq, a predicted model, not a curated record